Molecule: messenger RNA, 1068 nt
Organism: Pyricularia pennisetigena
Lineage: Eukaryota; Fungi; Ascomycota; Sordariomycetes; Magnaporthales; Pyriculariaceae
Exons: 2
Coding region: 1-1068 (355 amino acids)
Biological process (GO): positive regulation of catalytic activity
Cellular component (GO): cell periphery; fungal-type vacuole
Source: RefSeq, a predicted model, not a curated record
AUGCCCGACGUGAAGCAAGUACGGACUUUACCACCAUGGAUUGAAUCUUAUAACACUCGACUUGGUGCACCUUCUGAAGAGCACAUCAGUCCGCUCGAGCCCCAACUGCCACAGCCAACCAUACUGCCACAGCACAACAGUCAACCGAACGAACCGCAGAGGGUGACGACGCAUAGUAGUGGGAGCAGUAGCCAGAAAGCCCGGUCAAAUAAUCGCCAACAGCAGUCGCCGGAUGGGUAUCCAGAUUCUUCAUCCGAGAAGCUUCCGCUGAAGAAUCGUCGACCGCGAAACUUGUCCCAGUUUAUUACGGGCAAGGGGCCGAGCAAGUGGGAUCAUCUGCGGUCAGCGGAUCCGGUAAUCGUGCCCAACCGCGCACCGCAGCUGCAGCAGACAUGGCGCGACUUUGUAACCUCGUCCAGCUACGCUGCUCAUCGACCCAACGAGCACUCGGAAAUCGUUGACGAUGCGGCUCUGGAAAAACUACAACCCGGGCUUAACGAUCCGAUUCGUCUGCCUAGCUCGGCUGGUGGUGAGACGGCAUACAACCCUUCGACUAGGACCAAAGCGCGCCGGGCAACCCCAUUUCUGGAGCGAUUGAUACUCGUACCGGUGCGCCACCCAUUGGGACCAUUGUUCUGCCGCCUGAUGGUGCUUUCGACCUCGGUGGUCGCUUUGGCGCUAGCCGCCACCAUUCAAAAGAAAAUCUCGGAAGAUUCUGGGAAUCCGAACGUUGGUCUUGAGGAGCGCGGCCAAGCCAUCUUUGCCAUUGCUGUCGAUACAGUCGCGAUCCCUUAUAUCGGCUAUAUCACGUGGGACGACAAUAUGGGUAGGCCGCUCGGCUUGCGUCCACCCAAAGAGCGCGUCAAGCUGAUCCUUAUGGACCUUUUCUUUAUCAUGUUCAAGGCUGCCAGUACCGGCCUGGCGUUUGAGACGCUCAUCUUUAGCAGGGUGUCCUGGACGAUUUCUCUCAUCCGGGCGCUGGCAGCGUUUGAACUGAUCGGUCUGGUAUCGUGGGGUAUGACGCUGAUUGCAAACGUUUUCAGAGUCGUAGAGCGACUCGGUGGAUGA